Molecule: messenger RNA, 1540 nt
Organism: Nannospalax galili (Upper Galilee mountains blind mole rat)
Lineage: Eukaryota; Metazoa; Chordata; Mammalia; Rodentia; Spalacidae
Gene: Dcn
Product: decorin
Exons: 8
Coding region: 230-1327 (365 amino acids)
Molecular function (GO): protein binding
Source: RefSeq, a predicted model, not a curated record
UGCUCAUUGAGGGAAACCUUGUUUUUUAACUGUGCUAUGGAGUAGAAGCAGGAGGUUUUCAACCUAGUGACAGUCACAGAGCAGCACCUACCCCCUCCUCCUUUCCACACCUGCAAACUCUUUUGCUUGGGCUGAAUAUUUAGUGUAAUUACAUCUCAGCUUUGAGGGUUCCUGUGGCAAAUACCCGGAUUAAAAGUUUUCCAGAUUGUGGAAAUACAUGCAAUAAAUCAUGAAGGCAACUAUCAUCUUCCUCCUGCUUGCACAAGUCUCCUGGGCCGGACCAUUUCAACAGAGAGGCUUAUUUGACUUCAUGCUAGAAGAUGAGGCUUCUGGGAUAGGUCCUGAUGACCGUGUCCCGGCUCCAGAUCCAAAUCUACCAGACGAAAGGGAGGUCUGGGCACUUAUGUGUCCCUUUCGCUGCCAAUGCCAUCUCCGAGUGGUACAGUGUUCUGAUUUGGGUUUGGAAAAAGUGCCCAUGGACCUUCCCCCUGACACAACCCUGCUGGAUCUGCAAAACAACAAAAUAACUGAAAUCAAAGAUGGGGACUUUAAGAACCUGAAGAAUCUUCACACUUUGAUCCUUGUCAACAACAAAAUCAAUAAAAUCAGCCCUGGAGCAUUUACACCUCUGGUGAAGCUGGAGCGACUUUAUCUGUCUAAGAACCAUCUGAAGGAAUUGCCAGAAAAGAUGCCCAAAACUCUGCAGGAGCUUCGCGCCCAUGAGAAUGAGAUCAGCAAAGUGCGAAAAUCUGUGUUCAAUGGACUAAACCACAUGAUUGUCAUAGAACUGGGAACCAACCCACUGAAAAGCUCUGGAAUUGAAAAUGGAGCAUUCCAGGGAAUGAAGAGGCUGUCCUACAUCCGCAUCGCGGACACCAACAUAAACACUAUCCCUCAAGGUCUCCCUUCUUCCCUUACUGAACUGCAUCUUGAUGGGAACAAAAUCACCAAAGUUGACGCAGCUAGCCUGAAAGGAAUGAACAAUUUGGCUAAAUUGGGGCUGAGUUUCAACAGCAUCUCUACUGUGGACAAUGCCACUCUGGCCAACAUUCCUCACCUGAGAGAGCUCCACUUGGACAACAACAAACUCAUCAGAGUACCUGGUGGGCUGGCAGAACAUAAAUUCAUCCAGGUUGUUUCCCUUCAUAACAACAACAUCUCUGAGGUUGGAGAAAAUGACUUCUGCCCACGGCGAUAUAAUACGAAAAGGGCUUCUUACUCUGGUGUGAGUCUUUUCAGCAAUCCACUUCGGUACUGGGAUAUCCCGCCAACCACCUUCCGAUGUGUCUACGUGAGCUCAGCCAUUCAGCUUGGAAACUACAAAUAACUCCCAAGGAGCCUCAUUUUUAUACUCUGGCAAAUAUCUUUCAAUGUCAGUGCUAAAAAGGGAAAAGAAAAAAAAAAAAAAAAAAAAAAAAAGAAAGCUAGUUCCUGAAAACUCAAGUGCAUUGUGGGUGUGUGUUCCCACAUGACCUAUUAUGCAUCGAAACAAAUAUGCAGAUUAAAUAAUUGCCUGCAAUAAAGUAUUUUGCCUGUCAUA